Messenger RNA from Coregonus sp. 'balchen', 32808 nucleotides. Lineage: Eukaryota; Metazoa; Chordata; Actinopteri; Salmoniformes; Salmonidae. The record is from the annotation of a GenBank genome assembly.
CGGACUCUGAACCCAAUAUCAAGUUUCUCAGGUACAGGACGACAAUGAAGCGGCGGCGGGUGCAGAAGGCUCUGAGAUGUACGUAUUCGUGUUUGUCAUCAUGCGGAUAAUAUUAAAGUUAAUUAAUUGGCCAAUUGAGUUACCAUGGAGGGGGAUGUAAAGCCAAAGGUCAUGUGGAUGGUGAGGCAUCUCAACAUGGUCAACUCCAGGACCAGUAGUAGCUUUAUCGUCCACAGGUCCAGCACGUCUCCUCUCUCAUCUCCUCCUCAUCCUCCCUUCCCAACUGACUAGGGCUACCCUGACCAGGAGUUAGCCUGCGGACACGUUUGCACAGGCGGCUGCUCACAUCCUUUUCAUGCGCUCUCCCAUUCACGCUCUCGCUUUCUCUCCGUUCAAAAUCCUCCCCCCCCUCUCGUCCACUCCGAACGGGGAAAAUGGCCUGCGGAAAGACACAGCAUUGAACGCAUGCUGAAAAAGAUAGACUUCCUCCCUCUCUCUCUCUUCUCUCCUCUCUCUCUCUAUCUCUUUAUAACUUCUCUAUUUUUUCCCUCUUGCACUCCUAUUCGGGUGCUGGUUGCUAGUCGGAUGGCAUUAGGAUAGUAUUGCCAGGCUGACCUUAGUAACUACCAAAAAAAAAGUAUUCUAUAUCUCUCUCCUACUCUCUUCUCUCUCAUCUCUCUCUUACUCAUCUAUCCUCUAUCUCUCUCGAUCUCCUCUCCUCUACUCUCUCUCUCUCUCUCUCUUUCUCUUUCUCUUUCUCUCUCUUCGCUCUUUCAGGGUUGGGAGAGGCGAGGAGAUGUAUCUCCUCGUAUCCAGCCUCUCUAUCAGUAUGGAUUGGGAGGCUCUACAAAAGCACUUCUAAAAAUGACUUAGAGAAGUGUCUCCUCCUCUGAAAACUAACCCACUCCAGCCCACGUGUCCUCUACACUCCACCCUAAACCACGCAGCCGUAUGUUAUAUACCCCUCCAAACCCUAACCAUUCAAGAAAUGGUCUCUCCCCUCCCAACACUAAACCCUCCAGCAAGGUUUUUCCCCUCCAAACCUAACCCAGCGCCAAUGUUCCUCUCCCCUCCACAACUAAACCCCUCCGCCCUGUCAUCUCCCUCUCCAAACCUAACCCACUCAAGCCAUGUACCCUACCCUCCAACGCUAACCCAAUCCACCCAUGUCUAUCCCCUCCCAACCCCUAACCCCACUCCAGCAUGUUCUCCCUCCCAACCCCUAAUACCACUCCCAGCCAUUGUCGUCUCCGCUCCCAACCUAACCCACUCAGACAUUCCUCUACAUCCUCCCCAAAGCUAACCCACUACGAAAGGGCCCUGUCCUCCCAUCCAACCCUAACCCAAUCCAGCCAGUCUCUCCCUCAAAAACCUAACCCAUACAAGCACAUGGUCCUCUCCACCCGCAACACUAACCCAGCCAGCCAUGUACUUCCACUACCCCAACCCUAACCACUCCAGCCAGUUUCUCCCUCCAAAACCUAACCCACUCCAGCAUGUCCUCUCCCCUCCCAACCCUAACCCACUCCAGCACAUUUGUCCUCCCCCUCCCAACCCUAACCCACUCCAGCUGCUCUACCCCCAACCCUAACCCCUCAAGCCAUGUCUCCCCUCCCAAACAUAACCAUCCAGCCAUGUCUAUCCCCUCCAACCCUAAACCCACUACAGCAUGUCUCCCCCUCCAACCUACCCACUCCAGCCAUGUCCUCUCCCCUCCCCCUGAACGCCUAAACCCCUCCAGCCAUGUACUAUCCCCUCCCAACCCUAACCCACCAGCCAAUGUCCUCUCCACAUGCCCCACCCUAACAGCAGCCAGUCCUCUCCCCCCCAACGACUAACCCACGCCAGCCAUCGUCUCUCCCCUCCCAACCCUAAACCCACUCCAGCAAGGUCCUCCCGUCCCCCCAUCUCCUAACCCUAACCCACUGCCAGCAUGGGGUCCUCUCCCCCUCCAACCCUAAACCACUCCAGCCAUUGUCCUAUCACCUCCAACCGAACCCACUCCAGCCAGUCCUCCACUCCAACCCUAACCGAACUCAGCCAGUCCUCUCCCUUACCAACGCUUAACCACCCUCUCAGCCAUUGUCCUCUCCCCUCCAACGCUCAACCACUCCAGCCAUGUCCUCUCCCCUCCCAACCCUAACCCACUCCAGCCAUGUCCUCUCCCCUCCCAACCCUAACCCGCUCCAGCCAUGUCCUAUCCCCUUCCCAACCCUAAACCCACUCCAGGCCAUGUCCCUUCCCCUCCCACCCUGAAACGCCACUCAGCCAUUUGUCCUCUCCCAUCCCAACCCGAACCCACUCCAGCCAUGGCCUCUCCCCUCCCAACCAUACACCACUCCAGCCAUGUCACUCGCCCCCUCGCAAACCCUAACCACCAGCCAAAUUAGUCCUGCUCCCCUCCAAACCACUAACCGAACUCCAGCCAUGUCCUCCCCCUCCCAACCCUAACCCACUCAAGCCAUGUCCUCUCCCCUUCCAACCCUAAAAACACUCAGCCAUGUCCUCUCCCAUUCCCAACCCUAACCCACUCCAGCAUUCUCCGUGCUUGCACUCAUUAGCUCCGGCGAUCCAUCAAAUCUGUCAUUAGAGGACACCCUUUUAUGUUCAGUUCUCUGCCCAGCCUGGGAUGGCCAUUCAAAUUAGUUUGGGUUGGCGCCUUCGCAACAUCUGUCAGCGCUUAAGUGGGGGGAAAAGGUGAAUAAGCAUUCUCUCCUUCACUCUCCUGUCCCUGGUGGUUUGUGUGUGUGUGUGUUUGUGUGUGUGUCUGUGUGUGUGUGUGUGUGUGUGUGUGUGUGUGUGUGUGUGUGUGUGUGUGCGUCCAUCCAGUGGACCUGCUGAGGCUGGUGAGUGUGGUGGACGUGUUCAGGGAGCAGGAUCUGCAGCAUGGGGAACAUGUGAUGGAUGUGGUGGAGAUGAUCCAUGCCCUGACCGGCCUGUACGAGAGACUGGAGGAGGAGAGGAGGGCCAUCGUGGUCAACAUCCCUCUCUGUGUGGACAUGUGUCUCAACUGGCUGCUCAACGUCUACGACAGGUACUACUGACCACUACUGACCUUUAACCUUGGCCCCUGACCCUUUGACCCUAAACCUUACAUGACCUCAACGAGACUAGGUCAUGUGUUGCAACUGGCUGCUCAACGUCUACAACAGGUACUACUGACCACUGACCUUAAACCUUGCCCCCUUGCCCCCUUGCCCCCUGACCCUAAACCAUACAUGACCUCAACAAGACCAGAUCAUGUUUUUUAACUGGCUGCUCAAUGUGUCAAUGUCUCUUGGACAUCACUGAGGACACAUAGCAACACAUUACCUCACCUCAUAUUAUCUUUGAGGGGUUGGAAAUGUGGGUUUAGACAUAAAGUUUAAUCCUCACCUAAUUAGUGACUGUUCAUGCCACUUGUGUUGUUAGCUACUUGUAAGUGCCACUCUAAAAUACUAUGUUCUAAUGAACCAAAUAACUCUGUUUUUGUCAGUUCUAUUUCAUAUACAGCACUAUUAUAUCUGGGACACUGCCAUUGACAUUACUGCCAAUAUACAGUACCAGUCAAAAGUUUGGACACACCUACUCAUUCAAGGGUUCUUCUUUAUUUUUAAAAUGUUCUACAUUGUAGAAUAAUAGUGAAGACAUCAAAACAAUGAAGUAACACAUAUGGAAUCAUGUAGUAACCCAAAAAGUGUUAAACAAAUCAAUUUAUACAGUUGAAGUCGGACGUUCACAUACACCUUAGCCAAAUACAAUUAAACUCAAUUUUUCACAAUUCCUGACAUUUAAUCCUAGUAAAAAUUCUCUAUCUUAGGUCAGUUAGGAUCACCACUUUAUUUUAAGAAUGUGAAAUGUCAGAAUAAUAGUAGAGAGAAUGAUUUAUUUCAGCUUUUAUUUAUUUCAUCACAUUCCCAGUGGGUCAGAAGUUUACAUACACUCAAUUAGUAUUUGGUAACAUUGCCUUUAAAUUGUUUAACUUGGGUCAAACGUUUCGGGUAGCCUUCCACAAGCUUCCCACAAUAAGUUGGGUGAAUUUUGGCCCAUUCCUCCUGACAGAGCUGGUGUAACUGAGUCAGGUUUGUAGGCCUCCUUGCUCGUACACAUUUUUCAGUUCUGCCCACAUAUUUUCUAUAGGAUUGAGGUCAAGGCUUUGUGAUGGCCACUCCAAUAACUUGACUUGUUGUCCUUAAGCCAUUUUGCCACAACUUUGGAAGUUUGCUUGGGGUCAUUGUCCAUUUGGAAGACCCAUUUGCGACCAAGCUUUAACUUCCUGACUAAUGUCUUGAGAUGUUGCUUCAAUAUAUCCACAUCAUUUUCCUUAAUCAUGAUUCCAUCUAUUUUGUGAAGUGCACCAGUCCCUCCUGCAGCAAAGCACCCCCACAGCAUGAUGCUGCCACCCCCGUGCUUCACUGUUGGGAUGUUGUUCUUCGGCUUGCAAGCCACCCCCAGUUUCCUCCAAACAUAACGAUGGUCAUUAUGGCCAAACAGUUCUAUUUUUGUUUCAUCAGACCAGAGGACAUUUCUCCAAAAAGUACGAUCUUUGUCCCCAUAUGCAGUUGCAAAACGUAGUCUGGCUUUUUUAUGGCAGUUUUGGAGCAGUGGCUUCUUCCUUGCUGAGCGGCCUUUCAGGUUAUGUCGAUAUAGGACUCGUUUUACUGUGGAUAUAUAUACUUUUGUACCUGUUUCCUCCAGCAUCUAUACAAGGUCCUUUGCUGUUGUUCUGGGGUUGAUUUGCACUUUUCGAACCAAAGUACGUUCAUCUCUAGGAGACAGAAUGCGUCUCCUUCCUGAGCGGUAUGACGGCUGUGUGGUCCCAUGGCGUUUAUACUUGGCUAGGCCUUGAAAUACAUCUACAGGUACACCUCCAAUUGACUGAAAUUAUGUCAAUUAGCCUAUCAGAAGCUUCUAAAGCCAUGACAUAAUUUUCUGGACUUUUCCAAGCUGUUUAAAGGCAACCUAAGUGUAUGUAAACUUCCGACUUCAACUGUAUUUUAUAUUUGAGAUUCUUCAAAUAGUCACCCUUUGCCUUUAUGACAGCUUUGCACACUCUUGGCAUUCUCUCAACCAGCUUUUCCAACAGUCUUGAAGGAGUUCCCACAUAUGGUGAGCCACUGUUGGCUGCUUUUCCUUCACUCUGCCGUCCGAUUCAUCCCAAACCAUCUCAAUUGGGUUGAGGUCGGGGGAUUGUGGAGGCCAGGUCAUCUGAUGCAGCACUCCAUCACUCUGCUUAUUGGUCAAAUAGCCCUUACACAGCCUGGAGGUGUGUUGGGUCAUUGUCCUGUAGAAAAACUGAGCCCAAACCAGAUGGGAUGGCGUAUCACUGCAGAAUGCUGUGGUAGCCAUGCUGGUUAAGUGUGCCUUGAAUUCUAAAUAAAUCACAGACAGUGUCACCAGCAAAGCACCCCCCACACCAUAACACCUCCUCCCCCAUGCUUUACGGUGGGAACUACACAUGCGGAGAUCAUCCGUUCACCCACACCGCAUCUCACAAAGACACGGUGGUUGGAACCACAAAGGACACAUUUCCACCUGUCUAAUGUCCAUUGCUUGUGUUUCUUGGCCCAAGCAGGUAUAUUCUUCUUAUCGGUGUCCUUUAGUAGUGGUUUCUUUGCAGCAAUUCAACCAUGAAGGCCUGAUUCACACAGUCCCCUCUGAACAGUUGUUGUUGAGAUGUGUCUGUUACUUGAACUCUGUGAGGAUUUAUUUGGGCUGCAAUUUCUGAGGCUGGUAACUGUAAUGAACUUACCCUUUGCAGCAGAGGUAACUCUGGGGCUUCCAUUCCUGUGGCGGUCCUCAUGAGAACCAGUUUCAUCAUAGCGCUUGAUGAUUUUUGUGACUGCACUUGAAGAAACUUUCAAAGUUCUUGAAAUGUUCCGUAUUGACUGACCUUCAUGUCUUAAAGUAAUGAUGGACUGUUGUUUAUUUUUGCUUAUUUGAGUUGUUCUUGCCAUAAUAUGGACUUGGUCUUUUACCAAAUAGGGCUAUCUUCUUUAUACCUUGUCACAACACAACUGAUUGGCAUUUAGAAGGAAAGAAAUUCCACAAAUUAACACCUUUUUGGUUACUACAUGAUUCCAUAUGUGUUAUUUUAUAGUUUUGAUGUCUUCACUAUUAUUCUACAAUGUAAAAAAUAGCACAAAUAAAGAAAAACCCUUGAAUGAGUAGGUGUGUCCAAACUUUUGACUGGUACUGUAUAUGUAACCUCUCACAUAUCCUUGUCCAAAUUCACCCUGUCUCCACCUCGCAAGUAUAAAACCCUUUUCCCACAAUCAAGGACCAUCACGCUCUGCUACUCCAGUGCUCUGAUUGGUCGAGAGUCCUCUCAGCGGGGCGUCUCAUUGGUGAAGUAGGCUGUGUGGCUGGGAGGCUGUGUCGUGAGUAAGAUCACAAAGAGGCUAUAGCUCAGUCAAGCUGGCUGACGUCCAAUCAGGGCAACUGAGACCCAGUAGAAAGCAUAAACAGUUUGAUUCUGACUGCCUGUCUCUCUCUGCCAACUGCCAAGCCCUCCACAGAAUCCAAGAGGCUCAAUUUCCGGCGAACAUGAAAGAAAUAGAGAAAAAAGAAACAGCCCCAUUGUUUUCUUAACGCCAUACAUUUAUUUUGUGGCCCUUAGCUACCUGCUGCUAAUGAGUGGAAAUCAGCAUUUUUAUCCUCCACAUACAUUUCCUGUAAUUGCUUUUUUAUUUUCCGAUAAAUGCCGGAUGUGAAUGUAAAUGAGCUGAGCGUGCAGUGUCAAAUCAAUUCAAAUCGAAUUAAAUGUUAUUUGUCACAUGCUCCGAAUACAACAGCUGUAGACCUUACCGUGAAAUGCUUACUUACAAUGAAUAUUUUUUUUUAAGUAAGUAAGAAAAUAUUUUCUAAAAAAAUAUAUAUAUAAAAAAAUAUAAAAAAAAGUAAGAAAAAAAGUACAACAAUAAAAUAACAAUAAGGAGGCUAUAUACAGGGGGUACCGGUACCGAGUCAAUGUGCAGGGGUACAGGUUAGUCGAGGUAAUUGAGGUAAUUUGUACAUGUAGUUAGAGGUAAAUUGACUAUGCAUAGAUAAUAAACAGCGAGUAGCAGCAGCGUAUAAAAGGGGGUCAAUGCAAAUGAAGUGUGUGUGUGUGUUUGUUUGUAGUGUGUGUGCAGUGUGAGUGGUAUGAGGUCUCCCCACAGACUGCUAGGGAGUGUUUUCUUCUCAGUAUUACUAAAGAGACAACGAAAGCAGGUUUCUUCCCCACUCUUUUCUACGGUUAUUUUGGAGAGUGGGUUUGUCCGAGCACUUUUGAUUCAGGAGAAGUGUGUGUGUGUGCGUUUGUUUGCAUGUGCACAUGCUUGUGUGUGCGUGUGUGUCUUUAGCUCCUCCGAGGGCAUGUCACACUCUUUGGGUGUGUGGGGAGUGACACGUCCCACGGGGUGAGGUGCUGGGGGCGCAUAUUGAAGAUGACACACAGUGUGUGACAGGUGCUGACUCGCUUCCCUCCCCCUGUCUCCCCCUACCUCCCCCUGUCUCCCCCUACCUGCCCUUGUCUCCCCUGUCUCCCCCUACCUCCCCCUGUCUCCCCCUACCUCCCCCUGUCUCCCCCUAACUGCCCCUAUCUCCCCCUGUCUCCCCCUACCUCCCCCUGUCUCCCCCUACCUCCCCCUGUCUCCCCCGUCUCCCCCUACCCCCCCUGUCUCCCCAAACCUCCCCCUGUCUCCCCCUACCUCCCCUGUCUCCCUCUGUCUCCCCCAUCUCCCCCUACCUCCCCCUGUCUCCCUCUGUCUCCCCCUGUCUCCCCCUACCUCCCCCUGUCUCCCCCAGUCCCCCCUGUCUUCCCCUACCUCCCCCUACCUCCCCCUACCUCCCCCUGUCUCCCCCUACCUCCCCCUGGUCUUCCCCUACCUCCCUCUGUCUCCCCUGUCUCCCCCUGCCUCCCCCUACCUCCCCCUGUCUCUUUCUGCCUCCCCCUAGGUCUCCCCCUGCCUCUCCUAGGUCUCUCCCUGUCUCCCCCUGCCUCUCCUAGGUCUCCUCCUGCCUCUCCUAGGUCUCCCCCUGCCUCUCCUAGGUCUCCCCCUACCUCUCCUAGGUCUCCCCCUGCCUCUCCUAGGUCUCCCCCGCCUCCCACUAGGACUCCUCUAGGUCUCCUUGGCACAUUGUAACAGUGACUAUAAUGACAGGGAAUGGCAGUAAUGUUCUCUCAGCGACUAAUGUUUACCCACUGACUCAAAUAUUAUCAUAGAGGAUUGCUACAAAGCUCCAUCCACCCCGAUGACUCCCACUGACUCUAAUAUGAUCUCCUGACUCCUGUGUUAAGGCAGUGACUAUAUGCCUCUCUGUCUCUCACACUGACAUUGACUACUGUCUCUAAUGUUCUUUCACUGACUCUAAUCCCUUCCAUCUGACUAUAAUGUGUCAAGGCAGAGAAAAGCAAAGCAGCAAAGCUCCCAACUAAAGCCAGUAACAGCAGCCCUGUCCUUCCCCUGCCUCUAGUGGCAGAGCGUCCCUGUGCCUCCCAGACACACAGAUAUAAUGUAACCCAUUUAGGUCAGGUCCCGGCUUUCCCAGUCCCAACCCAACUCUGUGGCCUUGCCAUUGGCCAGAGAACACUGUUUAUUCAGCUGAAUGGAUCUGUUCCUGCCUUUACUUGUCAUCCGAUAGUUUUGUCAGUGUAAUGGCUUAGUUUAUGUAUCUGUUUGUUCUGGCAUAUUGCUCUACUUUUCAUGUGCCCCUCAGUGUGAAACCCUAACCAUGUCACUAUGACUUUUAUAGUAAUCUAUCUACAGUGAGGGAAAAAAGUAUUUGAUCCCCUGCUGAUUUUGUACGUUUGCCCACUGACAAAGACAUGAUCAGUUUAUAAUUUUAAUGGUAGGUUUAUUUGAACAGUGAGAGACAGAAUAACAACAAAGACAUUCAGAAAAAAGCAUGUCAAAAAUGUUAUAAAUUGAUUUGCAUUUUAAUGAGGGAAAUAAGUAUUUGACCCCUCUGCAAAACAUGACUUAGUACUUGGUGGCAAAACCCUUGUUGGCAAUCACAGAGGUCAGACGUUUCUUGUAGUUGGCCACCAGGUUUGCACACAUCUCAGGAGGGAUUUAGUUCCUCUCCUCUUUGCAGAUCUUCUCCAAGUCAUUAAGGUUUCGAGGCUGACGUUUGGCAACUCAAACCUUCAGCUCCCUCCACAGAUUUUCUAUGGGAUUAAGGUCUGGAGACUGGCUAGGCCACUCCAGGACCUUAAUGUGCUUCUUCUUGAGCCACUCCUUUGUUGCCUUGGCCAUGUGUUUUGGGUCAUAUUCAUGCUGGAAUACCCAUCCACAACCCAUUUUCAAUGCCCUGGCUGAGGAAAGGAGGUUCUCACCCAAGAUUUGACGGUACAUGGCCCCGUCCAUCGUCCCGUUGAUGCGGUGAAGUUGUCCUGUCCCCUUAGCAGAAAAACACCCCCAAAGCAUAAUGUUUCCACCUCCAUGUUUGACGGUGGGGAUGGUGUUCUUGGGGUCAUAGGCAGCAUUCCUCCUCCUCCAAACACGGCGAGUUGAGUUGAUGCCAAAGAGCUCGAUUUUGGUCUCAUCUGACCACAACACUUUCACCCAGUUCUCCUCUGAAUCAUUCCAGAUGUUCAUUGGCAAACUUCAGAUGGGCCUGUAUAUGUGCUUUCUUGAGCAGGGGGACCUUGCAGGCGCUGCAGGAUUUCAGUCCUUCACGGCGUAGUGUGUUACCAAUUGUUUUCUUGGUGACUAUGGUCCCAGCUGCCUUGAGAUCAUUGACAAGAUCCUCCCGUGUAGUUCUGGGCUGAUUCCUCACCGUUCUCAUGAUCAUUGCAACUCCACAAGAUGAGAUCUUGCAUGGAGCCCCAGGCCGAGGGAGAUUGACAGUUCUUUGGUGUUUCUUCCAUUUGCGAAUAAUCGCACCAACUGUUGUCACCUUCUCACCAAGCUGCUUGGCGAUGGUCUUGUAGCCCAUUCCAGCCUUGUGUAGGUCUACAAUCUUGUCCCUGACAUCCUUGGAGAGCUCUUUGGUCUAGGCCAUGGUGGAGAGUUUGGAAUCUGAUUGAUUGAUUGCUUCUGUGGACAGGUGUCUUUUAUACAGGUAACAAGCUGAGAUUAGGAGCACUCCCUUUAAGAGUGUGCUCCUAAUUUCAGCUCGUUACCUAUAUAAAAGACACCUGGGAGCCAGAAAUCCUUCUGAUUGAGAGGGGGUCAAAUACUUAUUUCCCUCAUGAAAAUGCAAAUCAAUUUAUAAAAUUUUUGACAUGCGUUUUUCUGGAUUUGUUUGUUGUUGUUCUGUCUCUCACUGUUCAAAUAAACCUACCAUUAAAAUUAUAGACUGAUCAUUUUUUUGUCAGUGGGCAAACGUACAAAAUCAGCAGGGGAUCAAAUACUUUUUUCCCCCUCACUGUAUCUAUCUCUCUCUCUCUCUCUCUCUCUCUCUCUCUCUCUCUCUCUCUCUCUCUCUCUCUCUCUCUCUCUCUUUUUCUCUUCUCUUUUCUCUCUCUCUCUCUCUCUCUCUCUCUCUCUCUCUCUCUCUCUCUUCUCUCCUCUCUCUCUCUCUCUCUCUCUCUCUCUCUCUCUAUCUCUCUAUCUAUCUAUCUAUCUAUCUAUCUAUCUAUCGAUCCAAGAUGGCAUAGCAGUGCGGUCGUGUUCUUUGUUGUGUGUCUGUGUAAAUAGCCUGUUUUUUGUAUUUUUCGUACAUAUUUCCAUAUCACACUUUUCAUCCUUCUACAAAAUAUACUUUCCUGCAAGCCGCCUCAUUCAAUGUGGAACGGAUUCUGUUAUUGACUUACCUUUUAUCUAGAAUAUCCAGUUGAUACCAGCUAGCCAGCUAACGAGCUACUUGCUAUUAGCCACCGUUAGCGGUUUUCACCCAGAACAUCGGAUUUUCUGCCGGAAUAACUGAAUCACUGGACAUUAACACCGGAUCGCAACUAGCUAGCCACAACCAAAUUGGAUGUUGCUGUUGGCUAAUCACCACUGCCCUUGAAGCAAGCACCAGUUAGCCUUGAGCCAGGCCCAUAUCCCGGCUAUCUACCUCUCUGUCUACCGGAUGGGAGUAGCCAGCUAACUAGCUACUUGCCAUUAGCCACCGCUAGCGGUUUCUCACCAUUGUCCGUGGCCUGCACUACCUACCAGCCAGCUCUAGCCUGGACUAUUAUCCGCCUGUCUGCACAGCGCGUUAUCGACCCAGAACAUAUCGGUUUUUCUGCUGGAAUCACUGAUUCACUGGACCUUUAACACCGGAUCAUCGUAGCUAGAUAGCUGCAAUCAAAUGGACGUUGUUGUUGGCUAAUCAGCCUCGAGCUAGCCACAAGCCAGGCCCUUCUCCCGGCUAUCUACCUCUCUGUCAACCGGACGGGACCUCCUAGUGUUGACACGGAGCCCCGACGAUCCAACACGACUGGUCUGCCGACGAAAUCGUCUGAUGUGAUUACAACAGGUUUCCCGUUACGACGUCAACCACGAAGAUCCAUCUGCUGGCCCCGGCCCACUAGCACACGCUAGCCGUGGCCUCUUGCUCGCUAGUGCUCUAGCAGCCCCCGAACUACCUCCGAACUCUCCUAUUGCUGUUCACCGGACCUUAUGAUAACUCAGCUAUACAGCUGAUGCCUGCUGGACUGUUCCUCUAUACAGUACCGCAUCCUGUUUAUGUUUAGCCUCAGCCCAAACUUUGUCGCCAUUACCAGCUGUUGUCUUAGCUCUCGAAUAACACCUGUGAUUGCUUUAUGCCUCUCUCCCAUUUCAAUAUGCCUUGCUUAUUGCUGUUUUGGUUAUUUCUUAUUGUACUAUUUCAUUGUAGAUCCCCCAGCCCAGCUCAACCUGCCAUAGAUAGCUCCUUUGUCCCACCCCCCAUACACACGGAGAUCGACUCAAUCGGUGCCUCCAGUGAUGCUAUCUCUUUCAUCGUUACCCAACGCUUAGGUUUACCUCCACUGUACUCAUAUCCUUCCAUAUCCUUUUCUGUACAUAAUGCCCUGAAUCUAUUCUACAACGGCCGGAAACCUGCCCCUUUUUUUCUCUGUAUCCAACGCACUAGAAGACUAGUACUUAAAGCCUUUAGCUGUAUCCGUAUUCUACUCCUCCUCUGUUCCUCUGGUGAUGUAGAGGUUAACCCAGGCCCUGUAGCCCCCAGUAUCACUCCUACUCCCCAGGCGUUAUCAUUUGUUGACUUCUGUAACCGUAAAAGCAUUGGUUUCUUGCACGUUAACAUCCGAGGCCUCCUCCCUAAGUUUGAGUUAUUCACUGCGUUAGCACAGAUGUCCUAGCAGUGUCUGAAUCCUGGCUUAGGAAGGCCACCAAAAAUUCAGAAAUAUCCAUCCCCAACUACAAAAUUUUCCGUCUCGAUAGAACUGCCAAAGGGGGUGGGGUUGCAAUCUACUGUAGAGAUAGCCUGCAGAGCUCUAUCGUACUAUCCAGGUCUGUACCCAAACAGUUUGAGCUUCUACUUCUAAUAAUCCACCUUUCCAGAAAUACUGUAAGUCUCUCACUGUUGCCGCUUGCUACAGACCCCCCUCAGCCCCAAGCUGUGCCCUGGACACCAUAUGUGAACUGAUUGCCCCCCAUCUAUCCUCAGAGUUCGUACUGCUUGGUGACCUAAACUGGGAUAUGCUUAACACCCCGGCCAACCUACAAUCUAAACUAGAUGCCCUCAAUCUCACACAAAUUAUCAACGAACCUACCAGGUACAAUCCUAAAUCUGGAAACAUGGGCACCCUCAUAGAUAUCAUCCUGACAAAUGUACCCUCUAAAUACACCUCCGCUGUCUUCAACCAGGAUCUCAGCGAUCACUGCCUUAUUGCCUGCGUCCGUAAUGGGUCUGCGGUCAAACGACCACCCCUCAUCACUGUCAAACGCUCCCUAAAACACUUUAGCGAGCAGGCCUUUCUAAUUGACCUGGCCCGGGUAUCCUGGAUGGAUAUUGACCUCAUUCCAUCAGUAGAGGAUGCCUCGUUGUUCUUUAAAAGUGCUUUCCUCUCAAUCUUAAAUAAGCAUGCCCCAUUCAAAAAAUUCAGAACUAAGAACAGAUAUAGCCCCUGGUUCUCCUCAGACUUGACUGCCCUUGACCAGCACAAAAACAUCCUGUGGCGUACUGCGUACUGCCCCCUCGAUAUGCAACUUUUCAGGGAAGUCAGGAACCAAUAUACACAAUCAGUUAGGAAAGCAAAGGCUAGCUUUUUCAAACAGAAAUGUGCAUCCUGUAGCACUAACUUGGGACACUGUAAAGUCCAUGGAAAAUAAGAGCACCUCCUCCCAACUGCCCAAUGCACUGAGGCUAGGAAACACUGUCACCACCGAUAAAUCUACAAUAAUCGAGAAUUUCAACAAGCCUUUUGCUACGGCUGGCCAUGCUUUCCACCUGGCUACCACUACCCCGGCCACCAGCUCUGUACCCUCCGCUGCAACUUGCCCAUGCCCCCCCCCCCCCCCCCCCCCCCCCCCCCCCCCCCCCCCCCCCCCCCCCUCUUCUUCACACAAAUUCAGACAGCUGAUGUUCUGAAAGAGCUGAAAAAUCUGGACCCCUACAAAUGAGCUGGGCUAGACAAUCUGGACCCUUUCUUUCUAAAAUUAGCCGCAGAAAUUGUCGCAACCCCUAUUUCUAGCCUGUUUAACCUCUCUUUCGUAACGUCUGAGAUCCCCAGAGAUUGGAAAGCUGCCGCGGUCAUCCCCCUCUUCAAAGGGGGUGACACUCUAGAUCCAAACUGUUACAGAUCUAUAUCCAUUCUGCCCUGCCUUUCGAAAGUAUUUGAAAGCCAAGUUAACAAACAGAUCAUCGACCAUUUCGAAUCCCACGUACCUUCUCCGCUAUGCAAUCCGGUUUCCGAGCUGGUCAUGGGUGCACCUCAGCCACGCUCAAGGUCCUAAACGAUAUUAUAACCGCGAUCGAUAAAAGACACUACUGCGCAGCCGUCAUCAUCGACCUGGCCAAGGCUUUCGACUCUGUCAACCACCGCAUUCUUAUUGGCAGACUAAAUAGCCUUGGUUUCUCUGAUGACUGCCUCACCUGGUUCACCAACUACUUCUCAGAUAGAGUUCAAUGUGUCAAAUCGGAGGGCCUGUUGUCUGGACCUCUGGCCGUCUCUAUGGGGGUGCCACAGGGUUCAAUUCUCGGGCUGACUCUAUUCUCUGUGUAUAUCAAUGAUGUUGCUCUUGCUGCUGGUGAAGCUCGGAUCCACCUCUAUGCGGACGACACCAUUUUGUAUACAUCUGGCCCUUCAUUGGACACUGUGUUAACAAACCUCCAGACGAGCUUCAACGCCAUACAACACUCCUUCCGUAGCCUCCAACUGCUCUUAAACACUAGUAAAACUAAAUGCAUGCUCUUCAACCGAACGCUGCUUGCACCCGCCCACCCGACUAGAAUCACUACUCUCGGCGGGUCUGACCUAGAGUAUGUGGACAACUACAAAUACCUAGGUGUCUGGUUAGACUGUAAACUCUCCUUCCAGACUCACAUUAAGCAUCUCCAAUCAAAAGUUAGAUCUAGAAUCGGCUUCCUAUUUCGCAACAAAGCCUCCUUCACUCAUGCUGCCAAACAUGCCCUCGUAAAACUGACUAUCCUACCGAUCCUUGACAUCGGCGAUGUCAUUUACAAAAUAGCCUCCAACACUCUACUCAGCAAAUUGGAUGUAGUCUAUCACAGUACCAUCCGUUUUGUCACCAAAGCCCCAUAUACUACCCACCAUUGUGACCUGUAUGCUCUUGUUGGCUGGCCCUCACUACAUAUUCGUCGCCAAACCCACUGGCUCCAGGUCAUCUAUAAAUCACUGCUAGGCAAAUCCCCAUCUUACCUUAGCUCACUGGUCACCAUAGCAACACCCACCCGUAGUCUGCGCUCCAGCAGGUAUAUGUCACUGGUCAUCCCCAAAGCCAACACCUCCUUUGGCCGCCAUUCCUUCCAGUUCUCUGCUGCCAAUGACUGGAACGAACUGCAAAAAUCUCUGAAGCUGGAGACUCUUAUCCCACUCACUAACUUUAAGCGUCAGUUGUCAGAGCAGCUUACCGAUCACUGCACCUGUACACAGCCAUUCUGAAAUUAGCCCACCCAACUACCUCACCCCAUAUUGUUAUUUAUUUUGCUAAUUUGCACCCCAGUAUCUCUAUUUGCACAUCAUCUUUUGCACAUCUAUCAUAAUAAUAAUAAUAUGCCAUUUAGCAGACGCUUUUAUCCAAAGCGACUUACAGUCAUGCGUGCAUACAUUUUUUUUUUGUGUAUGGGUGGUCCCGGGGAUCGAACCCACUACCUUGUUCCAGUGUUAAUACGAAAUUGUAACUAUUUUGCACUAUGGCCUAUUUAUUGCCUUACCUCCAUAACUUACUACAUUCGCACACACUGUAUAUAUAUUUUCUGUUUGUAUUUUUGACUUUAUGUUUUGUUUUACCCCAUAUGUAACUCUGUGUUGUUGUUAUUAUCGCACUGCUUUGCUUUAUCUUGGCCAGGUCGGAGUUGUAAAUGAGAACUUGUUCUCAACUGGCUUACCUGGUUAAAUAAAGGUGAAAUAAAUAAAAAUAUUUAUAUCUCUCUAGCUCUCUCUCUCUCUCUCUCUCUCUUUAUUCACGGGGCUUUUGCUACGAACUGUUAUGUGGGGAGGAGGAGACAGUGCAGCAUCUGUGGUGUUUUCUGUCCUGAGUGGGUGGUGUACAGGCUUGGGGUUGGGGCUGACUCUGGACCUAUACGUUGGAGGGCCUAGGUAUAGUGUAGCCAACAAGCGAAGAGAAUGCCUAGUAAAGUACCUGUUGGGGUAGGCAUAAAAACUGUUACUGCAGUGGGCUAAAUCAGGGUCACACAGAGAACAAAUCUACUUUGAAACAAAAGUAUACACCUCACACACAUUGUCAUGGGCUUAAAGAAGAGAAGAUACCUGUACUCUGUCAGAUAUAGAGUGGAAAUGUAUUCAAUUUUGAGUUUGCAUCCCAAUAUUACACUUUAUAAACAUCACAGAAGACUGAAAUAUAACAAAACUGUUUCACAUUGAAACACCAGAUUUGUGUUUUUUUAAAUGUUUAUGAAGUUUAUUAAUUAAGAGUCUAUUGAUGCACCCGCGCGUCAAUCUAAGUAACAUAAUACAACACUCCCCAUCAAAAUCUGUCAGUUUAAGCUAGAGAUAUCAGUAUAGAGAUAUCAGUAUAGAGAUAUCAGUAUAGAGAUAUCAGUAUAGAGAUAUCAGUCUCAAUCCAAUGCUUCCACAUCUGCGGUGGAAGGUGGCUGAGCUACAGCGAUGUUUGUCAGACCAUGAGACAUGCCGAAAAUCUGUCUUCUCAUGAAAACAUCUGUACUGUCCGAACAGUUUGGCACGAUGGUGUUUUUGCUCUAUGACCCACACAAGGGUCGUGGGACUCGUCUGAAGGUAACCCAUACAAAUGAAUGGAAGUAGUUUUGUGGCAAAUAAUAAGGGGUUAAAUAUGUGUACCAAAAAAUAUAUAGAUAUAUAUACAGUGCAUUCGGAAAGUAUUCAAACCCCUUCACUUUUUCCAAAUUUUAUUAAUUUACAGCCUUAUUCUAAAAUGGAUUAAAUAGUUUUUUACAUAAGUAUUCAGACCCUUUACUCAGUACUUUGUUGAAUAACCUUCUUGGGUAUGAUGCUACAAGCUUGGCAUACCUGUAUUUGGGGAGUUUCUUCCAUUCUUCUCUGCAGAUCCUCUCAAGCUCUGUCAGGUUGGAUGGGGAGCGUUGAGUUGCACCUCCUUUAGCCUUCAGAACAGCCUCAAUUCGUCGAGGCAUGGACUCUACAAGGUGUCCAAAGCCUUCCACAGGGAUGCUGGCCCAUGUUGACUCCAAUGCUUCCCACAGUUGUGUCAAGUUUGCUGGAUGUCCUUUAGGAUGUCCUUUAUUCUUGAUACACAUGGGAAACUGUUGAGCGUGAAAACCCUAGCAGCGUUGCAGUUCUUGACACAAACCAGUGCGCCUGACACCUGCUACCAUACCCCGUUCAAAGGCACUUAAAUCUCUUGCCCAUUCACCCUCUGAAUGGCACACUCACACAAUUUACAUUUACAUUUUAGUCAUUUAGCAGACACUCUUAUCCAGAGCGACUUACAGUUAGUGAGUGCAUACAUUUUCAUACUGGCCCCCCGUGGGAAAAGAACCCACUGGCGUUGCAAGUGCCAUGCUCUACCAACUGAGCUACAGCGGACUACACAAUCCAUGUCUCAAUUGUCUCAAGGCUUAAAAUUCCUUCUUUAACCUGUCCCCCCCCCCCUCAUCUACAAUGAUUGAAGUGGACUUAACAAGUGACAUCAAUAAGGGAUCAUAGUUUUCACCUGGAUUCACCUGGUCAGUCUAUGUCAUGGAAAGAGCAGGUGUUCUUAAUGUUUUGUAUACUCAGUGUUCAUGCCCCAGCAGCACAGCUCUAGGGUCUGUACACCCCCUGUGGCUCAUGUUUCCUGGCCUUCCACACUGUCAGGAACCCUUUCCUGCAGUCAAGCACAUACCCCAACCAGAAGCCAUGGAUUACAGGCAACAUCCGCACUGAGUUAAAGGUUAGAGCUGCCGCUUUCAAGGAGCGGGACUCUAACCCGGACGCUUAUAAGAAAUCCCGCUAUGCCCUCCGAUGAACCAUCAAACAGGCAAAGAGUCAAUACAGGACUAAGAUUGAAUCGUACUACACCGGCUCUGAUGCUCGUCGGAUGUGGCAGGGCUUGAAAACUAUUACAGACUACAAAGGGAAGCACAGCCGCGAGCUGCCCAGUGACACAAGCCUACCAGACGAGCUAAAUCACUUCUAUGCUCGCUUCGAGGCAAGCAACACUGAAGCAUGCAUGAGAGCAUCAGCUGUUCCGGAUGACUGUGUGAUCACGCUUUUUGUAGCCGAUGUGAGUAAGACUUUUAAGCAGGUCAACAUUCACAAGGCCUCAGGGCAUGCGCUGACCAACUGGCAAGUGUCUUCACUGACAUUUUCAACAUGUCCCUGACUGAGUCUGUAAUACCAACAUGUUUCAAGCAGACCACCAUAGUCCCUGUGCCCAAGAACACUACGAUAACUUGCCUAAAUGACUACCGAACCGUAGCGCUCACGUCUGUAGCCAUGAAGUGCUUUGAAAGGUUGGUCAUGGCUCACAUCAACACCAUUAUCCCAGAAACCCUAGACCCCACUCCAAUAUGCAUACCGCCCCAACAGAUCCACAGAUGAUGCAAUCUCUAUUGCACUCCACACUGCCCUUUCCCACCUGGACAAGAUGAACACCUACGUGAGAAUGCUAUUCAUUGACUACAGCUCAGCGUUCAACACCAUAGUGCCCUCAAAGCUCAUCACUAAGCUAAGGACCCUGGGACUAAACACCUCCCUCUGCAACUGGAUCCUGGACUUCCUGACGGGCCGCUCCAGGUGGUAAGGGUAGGUAACAACACAUCUGCCACGCUGAUCCUGAAGGGUGUGUGCUCAGUCCCCUCCUGUACUCCCUGUUCACCCAUGACUGCAUGGCCAGGCACGACUCCAACACCAUCAUUAAGUUUGCCGACGACACAACAGUGGUAAGCCUGAUCACUGACAAUGAUGAGACAGCCUAUAGGGAGGAGGUCAGAGACCUGGCCGUGAAGUGGCAGGAUAACAACCUCUCCCUCAAUGUGAUCAAGACAAAGGAGAUGAUUGUGGACUACAGGAAAAAAAAGAGGACUGAGCAUGCUCCCAUUCUCAUUGACGGGGCUGUAGUGGAACAGGUUGAGAGCUUCAAGUUCCUUGGUGUCCACAUCACCAACAAACUAUCAUGGUCGUGAAGAGGGCACGACAAAGCCUAUUCCCCCUCAGGAGACUGAAAAGAUUUGGCAUGGGUCCUCAGAUCCUCAAAAAGUUAUACAGCUGCACCAUAGAGAGCAUCCUGACUGGUUGCAUCACCGCUUGGUAUGGCAACUGCUCGGCCUCCGACCGCAAGGCACGACAGAGGGUAGUGCGUACGGCCCAGUACAUCACUGGGGCCAAGCUUCCUGCCAUCCAGGACUUAUAUACCAGGCGGUGUCAGAGGAAGGCCCUAAAAAUUAUAAAAGACUCCAGCCACCCUAGUCAUAGACUGUUCUCUCUGCUACCGCACGGCAAGCGGUACUGGAGCACCAAGUCUAGGUCCAAAAGGCUUCUUAACAGCUUUUACCCCCAAGCCAUAAGACUCCUGAACAGCAAAUUUGAAAUUACCUAGUGGCCUCAUGGGUGGAAUGUUAUUAAUAUUUUUCAUAAUUCCAUAAUUUAUAAUUAAUUAACCUUUAAAAGUCUAUGCAGUUGGGGGGGGGGGGGGGGGAUCCGUGUUGUCUUGGCUGUGUGCUUAGGGUAAUUGUCCUGUUGGAAGGUGAACCUUCGACCCAGUCUGAGGUCCUGAGUGCUCUGGAGCAGGUUUUCAUCAAGGAUCUCUCUGUACUUUGCUCCGUUAAUCUUCCCCUCGAUCCUGACUAGUCUCCCAGUCCUUUGGCACUGAAAAACAUCCCCACAGCAUGAUGCUUCCACCACCAUGCUUCACUGUAGGGAUGGUGCCAGGUUUCCUCCAGACGUGACACUUGGCAUUCAGGCCAAAGUGUUCAAUCAUGGUUUCAUCAGACCAGAGAAUCUUGUUUCUCAUGGUCUGAGAGUCCUUUAAGUGCCUUUUGGCAAACUCCAAGCGGGCUGUCAUGUGCCUUUUACUGAGGAGUGUCUUCCGUCUGGCCACUCUGCCAUAAAAGCCUGAUUGGUGGAGUGCUGCAGAGAUGGUUAUCCUUCUGGAAGGUUCUCCCAUCUCCACAGAGGAACUCUGGAGCUCUGUCAGAGUGACCAUCGGGUUCUUGGUCACCUCCCUGACCAAGGCCCUUCUCCCCCGAUUGCUCAUUUUGGCCGGGUGGCCAGCUCUAGGAAGAGUCUUGGUGAUUCCAAACUUCUUCCAUUUCAGAAUGAUGGAGGCCACUGUGUUCUUGGGGACCUUCAAUGCUGCAGAAAUGUUUUGGUACCCUUCCCCAGAUCUGUGCCUCAACACAAUCCUGUCUCGGAGCUCCAUGGACAAUUCCUUCGACCUCAUGGCUUAGUUUUUGUUCUUACAUGCACUGUCAACUGUGGGACCUUAUAUAUACAGGUGUGUGCCUUUCCAAAUCAUGUCCAAUCAAUUGAAUUUACCACAGGUGGACUCCAAUCAAGUUGUAGAAACAUCAAAAAAAUUAUCAAUGGAAACAGAAUGCACCUGAGCUCAAUUUCGAAGUCUCAUAGCAAAGGGUCUGAAUACUUAUGGUUGUUUUUUUUAUACAUUUGCCAAAAUUUCUACUAACCAGUUUUCGCUUUGUCAUUAUGGGGUAUUGUGUGUAGAUUGAUGAGGAUUUGUUUUUAUUUAAUCCAUUUUAGAAUAAGGCUGUAAUGUAACAAAAUGUGGAAAAGGUCAAGGGGUCUGAAUACUUCCCGAAAGCACUGUAUAUAUAACAAUCUUUCUGUCUCUCUCUCUCUCUUUCUGUCCUGCCCUCCUCCUUUCUCCCUAGUGGUCGCAAUGGGAAGAUGCGCGUCCUCUCCUUCAAGACGGGACUGGUGAGCCUGUGCAAUGCGGAUGUUCAGGAGAAGUAUAAAUGUAAGUAUGAGACCCGUUCAUGUAGACAUCACAGCACUGCAGCCCCCUAAAUAAGGACAAAAACAAACCAGCCUGAUUGCAAGCAUUACAUGAAGACAACCACUUAGCCUAAUGGAGGAAAUUACUCUGCUGUAUAAUAAUGUAGAAAGGCUCUGUCUCUCUCUCUCUCGCUCUCUCUCUCUCGCUCUCUCUCUCGCGCUCUCUCUCUCUCUCUCGGUGCGCUCUCUCUUCCCUCUCUCUCGCUCUCUCUCUCUCUCUCUCUCUCUCUCUCCUCUCUCUCUCUCUCUCUCUCUCCUCUCUCUCUCCGGUCUCUCUCUCUCUCUCUCUCCCUCUCUCUCUCUCCUCUCUCCUCCUCAGCUCUCUCCUCUCUCCUCUCGUCUCUCUCUCUCUCGGUGUGCUCUCUCUCUCUCUCUCUCUCUCUCUCUGUUCAAAGUACAUAGGGCUUUUAAGCAGAGAGAAGACACUAUGGUAGAGAGAAGACCCACACUCACCACACUCAGCUCUCUCUCUGGGCCCCUCUGGCUUCCCUUUUCGAUUUUCAAUUAUGCUCUAAUAUUUCACUGGUGGCCAGCUCAAGGGAAGUAAAACCAUUUUACAGCUUCUUUGUAACCACAUUUUACGACACAGCCUUUUAAAUAUGUGAAGAAGAGGGGGAGGAGAGAGAAUGAGCGCUGUCAUCCAUAGUGAGAGACCUGGAACAGAAAGUCACGGGAUACAAGACUUUAGCCCCAGCAGGUCAGGGCAGGCCCACUGUCAGUUGGCACACCAUCUGUGACAGCUCGUAAAAAUUGAUUGACAGAUUUUGAGUCUUUUGUUAUGGCCGACAAAGCAGGAAAGGCAUGCCCCUGGAUGCUUGUGAGGGUAGAGGGGAGCAGUGAUGCCAGCCAUGCCAGUUUGUCCCAGUGAUUGAUCACACAUUUUGUCUCCUAAGCUCAGAGGAGAGAUGAUACCUGAUUAUGCUAGUAAACAACGGGCACAUCUGGUGAAUGAGUGAACGUGGCAGCGUGGCAGUAUGGCAGACACAGUGUUUUUGUGUGUGUGUGUGUGUUUGUGUGUGUGUGUGUGUGCGCAUGAGUGUGUUCAAGGGUUCCACAUUACUAGGGUAGAGAGGCUGACGACGUGUGUGUGUGUGUGUGUGGGGUAGAGGCUGACAUUAUCAGACUGUUUAACAUGCAGGUGUCAGUGUCUUCUACUCCCUCCUGAGUCAUGUGCAUGGGAGAGGCAGGCAGGCUGGGGCUGGUGCUAUUUAUAAUGGCAUUGUGCAGCACCUUCACACAGCUGUCAGUAUCCAUCUCCUCAGUGACAGGCAGAGUCACGACUCGCAGAUGAAGGCCCCUUUCAGAGCCUGACGAGGCAGCGAGCACUAAUGCAGCCCGUUGUCUGCAAUUAGAUCAACACGGUUGCCCCUCCUCUCUCUCUCUCUCUCUCUCUCUCUCUCUCUCUCUACUGUAGCUCUCUCUCUCCCAACAGACCUAGAUACAGUCAGAGGGAAAUAUCGGCCACACACAUAGAGAAACACUGAGAACAUGGAUGUGGGUACAUACAGUGCAUUGGUAAAGUAUUCAGACCCCUGGACUUUUUCCACAUUUUGUUACGUUACAGCCUUAUUCUAAAAUGGAUUAAACAGUUUUUUUCCCUCAUCAAUCUACACACAAUACCCCAUAAUGACAAAGCAAAUGUAUUAAAAACAGAAAACUGAAAUAUCACAUUUACAUAAGUAUUCAGACCCUUUACUCAGUACUUUGUUGAAGCACCUUUUGGUAUGACGCUACAAGCUUGGCACACCUGUAUUUGGGGAGUUUCUCCCAUUCUUCUCUGCAGAUUCUCUCAAGCCGUGUCAGGUUGGAUGGGGAGCGUCGCUGCACAGCUAUUUUCAGGUCUCUUCACAGAUGUUAGAUUGGGUUCAAGUCCGGGCUCUGGCUGGGCCACUCAAGGACAUUCAGAGUCUUGUCCUGAAGCCACUCCUGCGUUGUCUUGGCUGUGUGCUUAGGGUCAUUGUUCUGUUGGAAGGUGAACCUUCGCCCCAGUCUGAGGUCCUGAGCGCUAUGGAGCAGGUUUUCAUCAAGGAUCUCUCUGUACUUUGCUCCGUUAAUCUUUCCCUCGAUCCUGACUAGUCUCCCAGACCCUGCCACUGAAAAACAUCCCCACAGCAUGAUGCUGCCACCACCAUGCUUCAACGUAGGGAUGGUGCCAGGUCUCCUCCAGAUGUGACGCUUGGCGUUCAGGCCAAAGAGUUUAAUCUUGGUUUCAUCAUACCAGAGAAUCUUGUUUCUCAUGGUCUGAGAGUCCUUUAGGUGCCUUUUGGCAAACUCCAAGCGGGCUGUCAUGUGCCUUUUACUGAGGAGUGGCUUCCUUCUGGCCACUCUACCAUAAAGGCCUGAUUGGUGGAGUGCUGCAGAGAUGGUUAUCCUUCUGGAAGGUUCUCCCAUCUCCACAGAGGAACUCUGGAGCUCUGUCUGAGUGAUGUGGAAAAAGUCAAUGUGGAAAAAGUGAAGAGAUCUGAAUACUUUCCGAAUGCACUGUAUGCAUAGGUGUGAAUAGUAGAUGCACUGUAUGCAUAGGUGUGAAUAGUAGAUGUAAUAUACGCUCAUUCACACAAACAGACAUACUGUAUACACACACAGGCUUAGAUACUACACAUUACACACAGGCUUAGAUACUACACAUUACACACAGGCUUAGAUACUACACAUUACACACAGGCUUAGAUACUACACAUUACACACAGGCUUAGAUACUACACAUUACACACAGGCUUAGAUACUACACAUUACACACAGGCUUAGAUACUACACAUUACACACAGGCUUAGAUACUACACAUUACACAUGGGUGAACAUAGUGUCACACACACACACACAUAGUAUUAACCCGAUAUGUUUUGUCAGACCUGUUCAGGCAGGUGUCUGGUCCAGGGGGUCUGACAGACCAGCGUUACCUCAGUAUGCUGCUCUAUGAAGCCAUCCAGAUCCCCCGACAGCUGGGAGAGGUGGCCGCCUUCGGAGGGAGCAACGUGGAGCCCAGUGUACGCAGCUGCUUCCGCAUGGUGAGAUAACUACACACACACACGCACACACACACACACACACACACAGACAGACACACAGACAGACAGACACACACACACGCGCAGGCUGCAAACACAUACAUACGUACACGCAGGCAGGCAGGCACGCACGCAGACACCACGCAAUUUCUCAAGCCAGAAUUUUGCUUGGACUGUCUGGGAGUGGUCUGCGUGAGCUGUUAUUGGCAGAGAGAUUUGAAAUUCUAUUUGUUAUUGGAGAUGUCACCAGGCAGUCCAAAACUGUAUCUCACCAAAACAGGCUGAGAUUUCAGGGGGUCUUUUCAAACAGCUCUUACACUAAAAGGGCAUAAUCAUAAUUUUCACAAUUUCACAGUAUUAUUCCACAGUAUAUAUGGGAAUAUAUAUAAAAUCUAGUUUUUGACUGCACUGGGCCUUUAAGCAUUAUAAAUGUGCUUACAAUGCACUAUGUGCGGGGCAUUGAUCGUGUUACUGAUGCAAUUAUUCAUUCUGAGUGAAAUCCUGUGUGAACCAAUGUGGUCUGUGGACAUGUUUUUAAGGAUAUUUGUGAAAUUAAUCGGGUUUAAAAGACUGUGUUGGGGGAACCAUAUAACAUUAUUUUAAAGUUUUACAGUUAGCAGAUGGAGACAUGGAAGAACUGUCAACAACACUUCUGUUGCUGAGGGCAUUGCCAUUCCCACUCUCAAACAUGGGGGUUCAGCUUUUUGAAAUCCCGCCUCGUGGCAUUUAGCUCAGGAGAUAAAUGUAUUUAUAAAGCAGUCCCUUUAGUUAUAGGUUUGGGACAAGUAGGGACUAGGUUUUUGGGAGUUGGCUUUUUUAAAAACUUUCUAAAACCCCUAAUUCUUCACUUUUUUACAGCCAACCCUUAAUUAAAUCUCGCUCGAUUCCCAUCCAUGCUUCUGAUAUCAGCCUGUUUGUCAAGUCUAUUUGCUUUAUGUCAAGUCUUUUAUGAGCAGAUUUCAUUAUCAGUGUAGUGCCAAUCAGAAGUGCCCAAAUAAACAAUUUAUCAAGUUGGCAUGGUAAUGAAGUCAAAGUGAGGGGAUGACGUGCGCUAGCUCCUCUUGUGGGUGUAGGGUGUAGCGGAGAGGUGUAGCGGAGUCAUUGAUGACAUAGGGGCAGAUGGGUUUGGCUCUACAUGGAGGAUGGCAGGAUCAGAGGGAGGGAGGGAGUUACACUACAGUAAGCAUGCUGUGAUGUGGCCCUCCAUGCUCUGUAUGUAUAGAGAGACCAGUCUGUUGUACUCUGUGAGGCCAUGGAGAGUGUAAGUUGUGUGUGUUUUGUGUGUCGUGGCUUUGUGUAGUCAGUGUGUCCAGUUCUAAUAGUUAUUGAAACUGUGGACAGUCAGUGGGUCCAGUUCUAAUAGUUAUUGAUACUGUGGACAGUCACUGUGUCCAGUUCUAAUAGCUAUUGAUACUGUGGACAGUCCGUGGGUCCAGUUCUAAUAGUUAUUGAAACUGUGGACAGUCCGUGGGUCCAGUUCUAAUAGCUAUUGAUACUGUGGACAGUCAGUGGGUCCAGUUCUAAUAGCUAUUGAUACUGUGGACAGUCACUGUGUCCAGUUCUAAUAGUUAUUGAUACUGUGGACAGUCAGUGUGUCCAGUUCUUAUAGUUAUUGAUACUGUGGACAGUCAGUUUGGAUGUGGCCAGAACAAUCCAUAUAUCCAGUGCAGUGUACUAGGUGUGUUCAGUAUGUACUCAGUGUGUUCAGUAUGUUGAAACAUUUGUCCCCCCACAAUCAGAGCUGGCGACUGAACCAUAGAGCAGAAAGGAGAGGAGAGUUGAGGAGAGGAGAGUUGAGGAGAGGUGAGCAGGGCAGAGAAAAGAGCAGAGAGGAGAGGAGCGGUUGAGUUGAGGAGAGGAGAGUUGAGAAGAGUUGAGGAGAGCUGAGGAGAGCUGAGGAAAGUUGAGGAGACUUGAGGAGAGGUGAGCAGGGCAGGGCAGAGAAAAGAGCAGAGAGGAGCGGUUGAGUUGAGGAGAGGAGAGAAGAGCUGAGGAGAUGGGAGGAGAGGAGUGCUGAGGAGAUGAGAGUUGAGGAGAGUUUAGGACAGGAGAGUUGAGGGGAAGAGAGGAGAUUUGAGGAGAAUAGAGGAGAGGAGAGAAAAAUGUGAUGAGUGUGAUUAGAAGGAGUCAGGCGCAGGAGGGUAAAUCACAGAAUACAGAGUUUAUUCCGUCGUACACAGUUGCGCUGGAUAGCGACAACAAAAUACAGGCACAAGGGAACAAGCUACCCCGGCAAUACAAGGUACAGGUAGCUCCAACAAAAUACAGGCAUAGGGAAAUAAUCUACCCUGGCAACACAAGAAAUGAGUAGCUCCACCGAGAUACACUCAACUCACAUAAAACAAUCACCCACAAGGACAAGGGGGCAGAGGGAAUACAUACACAGACUAAUGAGGGGAUAUGAACCAGGUGUGACAAGACAAAUGGAAUGAUGAUAUAUGGAGCGGCAGUGGCUAGUAAGCCGGUGACGACGAACGCCGAAGCCUGCCCGAACAAGGAGGGGAGGCAGCCUCGGCGGAAGUUGUGACAGUACCCCCCCUUGACGCGCAGCUCCAGCAGCGCGCCGACCCCGGCCUCGGGGAGCAGGGCGAGCCGGAUGGCGACGGUGGAAAUCCCGCAACAGGGAGGGAUCGAGGAUAUCCCUCACCGGGACCCAGCACCGUUCCUCCGGACCGUACCCCUCCCACUCCACGAGGUACUGAAAGCCCCCCACCCGACGCCUCGAAUCCAGGAUGGAGCGGACAGAGUACACCGGGGACCCCUCGAUGUCCAGAGGAGGUGGAGGGACCUCCCGCACCUCAGACUCCUGGAGCGGAACAGCCACCACCGGCCUGAGGAGAGACACAUGAAAUGAGGGGUUAAUAUGAUAAUCAGGGGGAAGUAAUAACCUAUAGGUGACCUCGUUGAUUCUCCUCAGGACUUUGAACGGCCCCACAAACCGCGGGCUCAGCUUCCGGCAGGACAGGCGGAAGGGCAGAUUCUGGAUCGAGAGCCAGACCCGAUCCCCCGGUACGAAGACCGGGGCCUCACCAUGGCAAGAACACCGACCACUCCCCCGGCCGGUCCUGGCAGUAGGACCGCAGGAACCUACCCACAUCCUGAUUUACCCGUUCCACCUGCCCAUUAGAGUCGGGGUGGAACCCAGAGGUCAGGCUGACAGAGACCCCCAGAUGUUCCAUGAACGCCUUCCAGACCCUGGAUGUGAACUGGGGACCUCGGUCAGACACUAUAUCCUCUGGUACCCCGUAGUUCCGGAAGACGUGUGUAAACAGGGCCUCCGCAGUUUGCAGAGCUUUGGGGAGACCGGGCAGAGGAAGGAGGCGGCAGGCCUUGGAAAAGCGGUCCACAACGACCAGGAUGGUGGUGUUACCUUGGGAGAGGGGAAGAUCAGUCAGGAAAUCAACACUUAGGUGAGACCAUGGUCGUUGUGGAACUGGUAAAGGUUGUAACUAACCCGCUGGGAGGUGCCUAGGUGCCUUAAUCUGGGCGCAAACCGAGCAGGAGGAGACAUAUCAACCUCCUGUUUAUGUAUUUGUGCUUUUAACAGAGUUCUUCCAGGGUAACUUUAAGGGAAUAUGUAAUUACCUACUAAUAAGAACACUUAAGGAAAACUGUGAUAAAUAAAAAAGUAUAUCAGUUUCAUUUAAGGACCAAAGGAUUGACAGCCGUCCCAUUGUCAGGGCGUCAGUGUAAUGCAGUAGGCGAAGUCAGGCGCAGGACACAGAGCUAAUCAAAAGGCGUACUUUACUCGAAGGUAAAAGAAAGAACAACAACCUCCACGCAGGGAGGGAACAAACCCGCAUACUAACGACAACCGAAACAUGAACAAACACACACAACACACAGUGUGAGACAGAGGGUUAUAUAGGGAAGACAUAACUACAUAAUGGGAAACAGGUGUGACCAAUAAAGACAAAACAAGUUGAACAUAGAUACAUGGAUCGGUAGCAGCUAGUACUCCGGUGACGACGAACGCCGAAGCCUGCCCGAGCAAGGAGGAGGGGCAGCCUCGGCUGAAUCCAUGACACCCAUAUAGAUUUCAAAAUAGUUGGGAAGAGAUUUUUGACGUACCGAUCCAAUGGCAUAGUGUUUAUGAACUGAUACGCAAAACGACACCGGAUUCAAAAUUUAGAAUCUUUCAAUUUAAAUUAUUAUAUAAAAUUCUUGCUACCAAUACAACGUUAUUUAUAUGGGGGAUACAAUCUUCCCAGCUCUGCAGAUUUUGCUGCGAAGAGACAGAAUCAUUAGAUCAUUUGUUUUGGUACUGUCCAUUUGUAGCUUGCUUUUGGACACAUUUACAUUACAUUUACGUCAUUUAGCAGACGCUCUUAUCUAGAGCGACUUACAGUUAGUGAAUACAUUAUUCUUUUUUUAUACUGGCCCCCCGUGGGAAUCGAACCCACAACCCUGGCGUUGCAAACACCAUGCUCUACCAACUGAGCUACCUCCCUGCCGGCCAUUCCCUCCCCGCCGGCCAUUCCCUCCCCUACCCUGGGCCAAUUGUGCGCCGCCCCAUUGGUCUCCCGGUUGUGGCCGGCUACAGCAGAGCCUGGAUUCGAACCACUUGGGAGGCGCAGUGGUCCAGGAAUGGCUAAAGGAUUGCAAUAUUUACCUGGAGCUAACCUUGCAGAUAGAAAAGUCAUAGUCAAUCGAUCAAUAAUAUAAUAAUACUUUUAGCAAAAAUGUUUAUUUUCAAUUCACAAUCUGUAGAAACAAUGAGAAUAGAAAGGUUCAGAACUUUUGUAAGACAUCACAGUACAGUUGAAAUAUAUAUGGCAAAUAGAAAUCCUAUAUGGAUGGUGUUAAGAGAUAGAUGGGUGGUGUUGAAUGGAAUUGAAGGAUGGUACUAAUAACAACUAACAACAAAUAAUAACAAGAUAACUAAUAAUGUAAGCAUACUGUGUCCAUAAUAAGUAUAUAGGUUGUAAAAUGAUCGGAGAGGUUGAGAGUAGAAGAACUUCAGGAGAAAAAACAAACAAAAUAUAAUUAUUGUAAAAUUGACUGUGUCCAUAAAAUGUAGAUAGUAAGUAUAAGCUGGAAGUAGAGGCCUAAGCAUUGUUGUUCACUAGUUUACUCCAAGUAGGGAAAGGGUGGCGGGGUUGGAAAGUAAUAAAGGGGAAUAUAUAUUUUUUUAAAGGAUAAGUAUGUGUAUGUAUGUACGUAUGUAUGUAUGUGUGUAUGUAUGUGUGUGUGUGUAUAUAUGUAUGUAUGUGUGUAUGUAUGUGUGUGUGUGUAUAUAUGUAUGUAUAUAUGUAUAUAUAUAUAUAUAUAUAUAUAUAUCUAUAUAUAUAUAUAUAUAUAUAUAUAUAUAUAUGUAUGUGUAUGUGUAUAUACACUGCUCAAAAAAAUAAAGGGAACACUAAAAUAACAUCCUAGAUCUGGAUGAAUGAAAUAAUCUUAUUAAAUACUUUUUUCUUUACAUAGUUGAAUGUGCUGACAACAAAAUCACACAAAAAUUAUCAAUGGAAAUCAAAUUUAUCAACCCAUGGAGGUCUGGAUUUGGAGUCACCCUCAAAAUUAUAGUGGAAAACCACACUACAGGCUGAUCCAACUUUGAUGUAAUGUCAUUAAAACAAGUCAAAAUGAGGCCUCCACAUGCCUGUAUGACCUCUCUAAAACAACUGGGCAUGCUCCUGAUGAAGUGGCGGAUGGUCUCCUGAGGGAUCUCCUCCCAGACCUGCCAACUCCUGGACAGUCUGUGGUGCAACUUGGCGUUGGUGGAUGGAGUGAGACAUGAUGUCCCAGAUGUGCUCAAUUGGAUUCAGGUCUGGGGAACGGGCGGGCCAGUCCAUAGCAUCAAUGCCUUCCUCUUGCAGGAACUGCUGACACACUCCAGCCACAUGAGGUCUAGCAUUGUCUUGCAUUAGGAGGAACCCAGGGCCAACCGCACCAGCAUAUGGUCUCACAAGGGGUCUGAGGAUCUCAUCUCGGUUCCUAAUGGCAGUCAGGCUACCUCUGGCGAGCACAUGGAGGGCUGUGCGGCCCCCCAAAGAAAUGCCACCCCACACCAUGACUGACCCACCGCCAAACCGGUCAUGCUGGAGGAUGUUGCAGGCAGCAGAAUGUUCUCCACGGCGUCUCCAGACUCUGUCACGUGCUCAGUGUGAACCUGCUUUCAUCUGUGAAGAGCACAGGGCGCCAGUGGUGAAUUUGCCAAUCUUGGUGUUCUCUGGCAAAUGCCAAACGUCCUGCACGGUGUUGGGCUGUAAGCACAACCCCCACCUGUGGACGUCGGGCCCUCAUACCAUCCUCAUGGAGUCUGUUUCUGACCGUUUGAGCAGACACAUGCACAUUUGUGGCCUGCUGGAGGUCAUUUUGCAGGGCUCUGGCAGUGCUCCUCCUGCUCCUCCUUGCACAAAGGCGGAGGUAGCAGUCCUGCUGCUGGGUUGUUGCCCUCCUACGGCCUCCUCCAUGUCUCCUGAUGUACUGGCCUGUCUCCUGGUAGCGCCUCCAUGCUCUGGACACUACGCUGACAGACACAGCAAACCUUCUUGCCACAGCUCGCAUUGAUGUGCCAUCCUGGAUGAGCUGCACUACCUGAGCCACUUGUGUGGGUUGUAGACUCCGUCUCAUGCUACCACUAGAGUGAAAGCACCACCAGCAUUCAAAAGUGACCAAAACAUCAGCCAGGAAGCAUAGGAACUGAGAAGUGGUCUGUGGUCACCACCUGCAAAACCAGUCCUUUAUUGGGGGGUGUCUUGCUAAUUGCCUAUAAUUUCCACCUGUUGUCUAUUCCAUUUGCACAACAGCAUGUGAAAUGUAUUGUCAAUCAGUGUUGCUUCCUAAGUGGACAGUUUGAUUUCACAGAAGUGUGAUUGACUUGGAGUUACAUUGUGUUGUUUAAGUGUUCCCUUUAUUUUUUUGAGCAGUGUAUAUAUAUAAAUGGGGGUUUGGAAGUGAUGCAGACAAUUAAUUGAUGGAAGUUACAAUCUAUCUGUAAUAUUAAGCUGAUCUACCCCCCAAAAAAUAAAAAAUAAAAGAAGAAGAAGAAGAAGAACCCUAUGGAACUACAGGUAGUUUAAUUGUACUGCAUAACUGUAAUGGAUAGUAGCAUUUUACACACAAACAAACAGGAGAAAAAACAAGCACAAGUUACUCAGGUAUAAUGUUUCCCAUGUUCUUCCUCCCGUAGGCCCCAGGGAAGCCAGCCAUCGAGGUAUCUCAUUUCCUGGAGUGGAUGAGCCUGGAGCCCCAGUCAGUAGUGUGGCUGGCUGUUCUACAGCGUGUGGCUGUGGCCGAGUCAGCCAAGCACCAGGCCAAGUGUUACAUCUGUAAACAGUGCCCCAUCAAGGGAUUCAGGUGGGUCUAUUGUACCUCUAUCAGAGAUUAAGAAAGGUGGAUGUAACACACAUAGACACACACACACACAUACACACAGAGAGCCUUGAAUUCAACAACAUCAUGGAUGAGGAUAGAGCUAUUACUAGGGCCUCUCUAAUGUUACUGACUGUGAUAUAAUUGUCCGUUCUGCUGAUCUGUCCUGACAGGUACCGCAGUCUUAAACAAUUCAAUGUGGACAUCUGCCAGACGUGCUUCCUCACAGGACGCACAACCAAGGGAAAGAAGCAGCUCCAAUACCCCAUCAUGGAGUACUAUACCCCAGUAAGAAGGGGUACUACACCCAGGCUGCCUCCCACAUGUCACCCAAUUAAAGGUCAAAAGUAGUGAACUAUGUAGGAAAUAGGGUGCCAUUUCAGACACAGCCCGCAAUAUGCUCUACACUUCCCUCUUAAAGAGGCAAUCUGCAGUUUAAACAAUAACAAAGUGGCCACCCCUCCAUUGUUUCGGUCAACAGCUGAGGGUUGGGGCUGGAGAUAUGUAACCACUCUCAAAUUCAUAGACAGAGCUAUGGAUGCAAGGAUUGACCGUCCAUGAUAUCAAAAUUAUAGUUUAAAAUGACACAUUGGUUUCCUUACCUUGUAAGCAUUCAAGUCAUGGGACAGAUAUUAGCAUUUUUCGUGCAUCAUGUCCAAAUCAUCCGAAAGUAUCUCAAAUUGAUUGUGAAGCUCAACAAAGUAACUUGUAGACGUUUGAACAUGAUGCGUGAAAAAUGCCCCGGUCCCAUGUCUUGAAUGGGAUUUGUGCCACAAAUGCUAAAACUUUAGCAUGUGAAAACAGUGCCAAGGGAACUAAACCAAAUCAUUGAUUGCUGUCAUACCUUGACUGCUUACAGGGUAAGGAACCAAUAUGCCAUUUAGUAAUUUGGGUGUACUAUCCCUUUAACCAUGUUUGUAGGCUAUACAUUGUUUGCGUACAAUGAAGUAAGACACACUUAUACUGUGGGUUCUGAUAGGGUUAGACAGUUGAACUAAGUCCAUGAGGCAUUUAUAAGUUAUAUUCUUCAAAAAUCAAUGGGCAAUAAUAAUUAAUUUAACAGUCCAGAAAUGGAUAUAGCAAUUGCAGAUUGCUCCUUUAAGAGAGUGCACAAAGAGGAUGUCACACUAGCACUCUACUUCAACUCCAAUCAAUGCGAGGCUGUGAGAUAUGGCAGGGAGACAUGUGCCAAAUCAUUUCUCCCAGGGCAGUAUUUCAACCAGGGGAAGGUUUAAGUGGAGCUAAGCUGGAGUUUUUCACCUGGGCUCUGACUCCUAUGCUGCUGGGUUGUAUGAUGGAGUGGAGGUGGGUAGGCCAGUGAGGUCCGAGGGAGAUAGAGGGAGAUAGAAUACUGGACUAGCCGUAGGGCACUAUCAGAAAGUUUAGUUAAAGACAAGGCUAUCUAGGGAAUGUUGGCUAGCUGUGUGUUUGUGUUUGUGUGUGUGUGUGUGUGUGUGUGUGCAUGCGCGCGUGUGUGUGUGUGUGUGUGUCCCUGCGUGCACGCGUAUGUGCAUGCAUGUGCAGUAUGGAGAAUUCUAAAGUGGUUCACUUUGUCUUCCUGUCCUCCCACUACUCCUCCACCCCCCCCCAUCCUCCUCUCCUCCAUCCCCAUCCCCCUCUCCUCCACCACCCCCUUCCCCCUCUCCUCUCUUCCACUCCAUCCCCAUCCCCCUCUCCUCUCCUUCACCCCCCAUCCCCCUCUCCUCUCCUCCACCCCCUCAUCCCCCUCUCCUCCACUCAUCCCCAUCCCCCUCUCCUCUCCUCUCCUCCACCCCUUCCCCCCUCAUCUCCCUCUCCUCUCCUCCACCCCCUCCCUCCCUCCCCUCAUCCCCCACUCCUCUCCUCCAUUCCGGUCCCUUCAUCUAAAUCAUGUGGCAGACCACCUCAGGAGAGAAGAUGCGGGACUUUGCCAAGACGCUGAAGAACAAGUUCCGGUCGAAGCAGUACUUCAGCAAGCACCCCCAGCGGGGCUACCUGCCUGUCCAGUCCGUGCUGGAGGCAGAGAGCUCUGAGACG